CUGGUGAUGUUCAGCAAGACAACGUGUCCGGAGGCGCGCAUGGCCAAGGCCGUGCUUGAAAAGUACCGCCAGCAGCACGGUCUCACCGACUACUUUGUGGCUUUGGAGUCGGAUAUCACAGCAGUCAAGGCAGCGCUGCUCAGCGUUUCCGGCCGCAACACGUUCCCGAACAUAUUUGUCGAUGGAAAGAGCAUUGGCGGUAGCGAUGAACUCUAUGACCAGCAUGCCAAGGGCGAGCUGGAGGAGCUGCUC
Molecule: messenger RNA, 252 nt
Organism: Linderina pennispora
Lineage: Eukaryota; Fungi; Kickxellomycota; Kickxellomycetes; Kickxellales; Kickxellaceae
Product: thioredoxin-like protein
Exons: 2
Biological process (GO): cellular response to oxidative stress
Cellular component (GO): cytoplasm
Molecular function (GO): glutathione disulfide oxidoreductase activity
Source: RefSeq, a predicted model, not a curated record